UCUCGCUCUCGCUCUCUUUCUCUCUCUCUCUCUGCAGCUUCUCGGCUCCUGCUCUCGCCGUGCUGGAGGCGGGAUCAUGGUAUCGAAGUGCGGGGCGGCUCUGUCCCCCGGCACGCUCUGCCUGGCCGCUGCGCUCAAUGGGCUACUCAGCUUCGGCUUCUUGGCUGCGGCCAUCGGCACCGACUACUGGUACUUGAUCCACGUGGAUGGGGCUGGGCGCAACGGCAGCGCUCGGGAUGGCGAGGAACUGAGUUCUCACUCCGGGCUCUGGCAACUCUGCGAAGGACAAAAUGCCUGUAUGCCCCUGAUCGACCCCUUUGGCGCAGAGAGUUGGCUGGUGCCGGCAUCACUCCAGCAUCUUAUCUACAUGCAUCGAGCUUUCAUGGUCUUGCUGCCACUCAGUCUCAUCUUGAUUAUUUUUGGCUGGAUCUGUGGGAUCAUUGGCUUCUUGGCCCAGAUUUCCUGGCUUCUGCUCUUCACAGGCUGCUAUUUUCUAUUGGGUGCAUUCCUGACUCUGUCGGGGACAAGCACCUAUAUCUGCUACUCCAAAGCAGCAUUCACUGAGACUGUGCGCAUGUUUGACCGACAGCGUUUUGACCAUGUCCAUAUUACUUUUGGCUGGUCCCUGGCACUUGCGUGGCUCUCUUUUGGCACAGAGGGUUUGGCUGGCAUCUUGCUUUUCCUGGCUGCUCAAGGACUCCGUCUGAAGCUGGAUGCACAUUCAGCAGACAUUUAAUCCUGGGAGAAAGUGAGAAAGGAAUUAAAAUGAGACAGUGCCAAGCCUGAGAAAUAAUUCUGCUCUGCAAUAUUGCUUUCCUUAAUGUUUCUUAUAGGAAAGGCUGAUGCUCACUCCCUGCUCUGUUGUAAAUACAGCACACACAGAUAGACUGUGGGGCUACAGGGCCAGGACUGUGCCUAUGAAUUACUAUAAAGAAUCCCUGGUGAAUAUGAAAGGCUAAGGGGUAGCACAAAUGGAAACUUCUGUUAAAAAGACAUCAUGGUUCCAAUUCUGACUGUUGUUUUAAUGAUCAUUGGCAAGGGAUAUAAAAUUGAACUCCUGCUGUGCAAUAUUUAGUUAAGGCACGCAAGCCAGGAUUUGUUGCCUCUCCAAGAAUUAUGACAAAUCUGGCUAACUUGCCCUGAUUAUGUAAUGCAUUCCUUAUUUCUCCUUUUCUUCAAAGUAUGACUUAA
This is a messenger RNA of Crotalus tigris (Tiger rattlesnake), 1191 nucleotides long. RefSeq names its product transmembrane protein 235 (gene TMEM235). The record is from RefSeq and is a predicted model, not a curated record. Bases 77 to 736 code for a protein of 219 amino acids. The transcript is spliced from 4 exons. Gene Ontology annotation, cellular component: apical plasma membrane. NCBI's taxonomy places the organism in Eukaryota, Metazoa, Chordata, Lepidosauria, Squamata, Viperidae.